AUGGACUCAAAGGCUGAGAACACCAAAUCAUCCGCGGCCAGCUUCCGCGCCUUUAUCGAAGAGUUGGCCGAAGAGAACGACCUGCUAAGCAUCACAAAAGAGGUCGAUCCUCAUCUGGAGCUAGCAGCCAUCACACGAAAGGUCUACGAAACCAGAGACAAGGCCCCUCUCUUUCAAUGCGUCAAGGGUCGCACCGAAAAUGGUCUCUUUCGUGUUCUUGGUGCGCCGGUCGGAGCGAGCAAGCUUCCUGGCAAGCGUUUCAUCCGCAUCGCGAAGUCAUUGGGGCUACCGUCUACAUCGAGUGGACGAGACAUCAUCGAAGCAAUCAACCAAGCAAGAAGGCUCCUGCCCAUCCCCCCAGUCGAGUUCGAAACUGGCUCCGUAAAAGAAUUCAACAUCGCCGGAGAAGAUAUUGACCUCGAAAGCCUUCCAAUCCCCAUGCUACAUGAGGCUGAUGGUGGUCGUUAUCUUCAGACCUUUGGCAUGUUCAUUGUGCAGAGCCCCGACGGGGCGUGGGUCAACUGGUCCAUUACCCGCGGCAUGGUCAAUGGGAAACGGACGAUGGUCUGCCCGACAAUGUCCGCGCAAGACAUUGGUCGUAUCCGCAAUACGUGGCUAGAAAAGGGCGAGGACAUGCCCUUUGCCCUGUGUUUCGGGGUACCGCCUGCCGCCAUCAUAGUGAGCGGGAUGCCCAUUCCGAAGGGUGUGAAUGAGAGCGGUUUUGUAGGCGCCCUGAUCGGCAAGCCAGUGGAGGUCACCAAGUGUGAGACUAGCGAGAUUCGGAUCCCCCGCGAUGCCGAAUUGGUUCUUGAGGGUCUUGUCUCCGCGACGGAGACGGCGAACGAGGGGCCUUUUGUCGAGUAUCAUGGUCAUGCCUUUCAAGGAGUGCCUAAACCUGCCCCUGUCUUCCGAGUUGAUGCCAUCACAUACCGAAAGGAUCCCAUUUUGCCAAUCUGCGUCACGGGACGGGCGACAGAGGAGAGCGAAACAGUGUGGGCUCUGACUCAGGCGGCCGAGGUGCUCAACAUUUGCCAAGCCGCCGGCCUUCCCAUCAAGAUGGUCUGGAGCCCGUUUGAAUCUCACUGCCUCUGGUUCGCUCUACAGGUAGACUGGGCCGCGCUUCGUGCCCUGAGGACCGAUAUGGAGGAAUUUUGUACAAAGGUAGGCACAAUCGUCUUCGCCUCGAAGCCAGGCUUCUACAUCCCUAAAGUGUACCUGGUCGGAGAGGACAUCGACCCAACUGAUCUUAACGACGUGAUCUGGGCCGAAGCCACCAGGUGCCAGCCUAAGGUGAACGAAUUUUUCUUCGACGAGUAUGGGAAUAUCCCGUUGAUUCCAUAUGUCGGUCGGGGACUCAGGAAGGGGAGAAAUCAUUUCAAGGUUGUACGAUGUUGCAUGUUCCCUGAAGAGUUCACAGAAGCUAAAGAGAAUUGGAAAUCGGCGUCUUUCCGAGGUUCUUACCCCCAAGAUAUCCAGGAUAAGGUCGACAGCCGGUGGAAAUCCUAUGGGUUUUAA
Messenger RNA from Colletotrichum scovillei, 1515 nucleotides. RefSeq lists its product as uncharacterized. The record is from RefSeq and is a predicted model, not a curated record. Gene Ontology annotation, cellular component: cytoplasm. Bases 1 to 1515 code for a protein of 504 amino acids. The transcript has a single exon. NCBI's taxonomy places the organism in Eukaryota, Fungi, Ascomycota, Sordariomycetes, Glomerellales, Glomerellaceae. Gene Ontology annotation, biological process: ferulate metabolic process; cinnamic acid catabolic process. Gene Ontology annotation, molecular function: carboxy-lyase activity.